Guyanagaster necrorhizus is the source of this 801-nucleotide messenger RNA. RefSeq lists its product as uncharacterized. NCBI's taxonomy places the organism in Eukaryota, Fungi, Basidiomycota, Agaricomycetes, Agaricales, Physalacriaceae. The record is from RefSeq and is a predicted model, not a curated record. Bases 1 to 801 code for a protein of 266 amino acids. The transcript has a single exon.
AUGAAACCAGAGCUCAUGCCUUUCCUCGUCUACUUCCUCGCAACUAUGGCUCCAGUUGCCGUCCUCUAUCAAUCCUUCGAGUCUGCGAGAAAAGGCCGUCGGUUCACCACCAGUCAUUCAGCCCUCUUAUUCGGCACCCUUGGUCAGUUGGUAACAUUCGCAGCUGUGAUGCCGUUCUACUGGAUAUGCGAAAUCUUGUCGGGUCGCGCUGAGAGACAGAAGGGCGGGAAGGUCACUCAGGCGCAUGCAGAGGCGGCGGUCUUUGGACUUUUCGUGGGAUGGAUCAUCCCCACGGUGGUAAUGGUCGCCAUGCAGGAUCCAGGAAUUACAGGACUCUGGCAGUUCGCACCUAUCAUCGGCUUCAUCUCAGGCAGCGUCCAUCUCCUCUUCCGCCCUCCUACUGUGCACUCGCAGUCAGGCUUCCGUACCGUCCAAGCAGCCUAUAUCGGCGCGUUUCUCGUGGCAUCAUCCCUCCAUCUUUCCACUGUCUCCAAGUUCAAGUCGCUGGAUGACAUUCUCGCCUUCUUUCUCCCAGCAUCAUAUGCAAUAGCGCCGACCGAAGCUCUUUUGUGGCAUACCGCGAACCUCUUCCAAUGGGAUUUCGCUGUAGGAGCUGGGAGCUGUCUUCUUGGUGCUCUGUGGUUUGCUCGGAGCGUAUCGCAGUUGAUAGGGCUAGCAGCGUGGAUUAUGGUUGGCUCUGUGGCUGUUGGGCCUGGUGCAGCGUUUGCGGCCAUCGCGUUAUGGAGGGAGUCACGGCUGAGCGAGUCAUAUCAUUAUGAAGAGAGACGGAAAACAUUGUGA